Molecule: messenger RNA, 1632 nt
Organism: Vanrija pseudolonga
Lineage: Eukaryota; Fungi; Basidiomycota; Tremellomycetes; Trichosporonales; Trichosporonaceae
Product: Alpha-1,6-mannosylglycoprotein 6-beta-N-acetylglucosaminyltransferase A
Exons: 7
Coding region: 1-1632 (543 amino acids)
Biological process (GO): protein N-linked glycosylation
Cellular component (GO): Golgi apparatus
Molecular function (GO): alpha-1,6-mannosylglycoprotein 6-beta-N-acetylglucosaminyltransferase activity
Source: RefSeq, a predicted model, not a curated record
AUGUCCGCACCACCCCUGUUCCGCGCGCUCGGCCGGCGCACGCUUGCGCUGGUAUUCGUCUGGGUCUUCGGCUUGGUCCUUCUGGUCCCUUUGUUCGGGGUGACGAACCCCGUCGCGGGGUGGGCCGUACCCACUGGCUGGGCGAGCGACGCCUGCGCGGGGUGGGACCCGCACGCUGCGCCAGAGCUCGACCCACCACAGUGCCUCCGCGCGCGCCAGUUCCGCCAGCUGCAGGCGUUCCGCGCCGCCGAGGGGACCGAGUGGCAGCUGGGUAACGGCGACAUGCGCGCGCGCUCCGCGCUCGACCGGCUCGAACGCUGCGUCCUCGGCCUCAUUGCCUGCCCCGAGCGCCCGCUCGUCCUCGGCGACAUGUGGUACAUCUUCGUCAAGGGGCACAGCGAGAGCGGCGAGGCGGUGUGGCUUGGCGACGUGGUGUGUGCGGGCUCGCGCUUGGCGGGCACUCGGGCUGACACUCCGCAGCAGGACGCGGUCGAGGAGAACGGAUACGUCUUCCUCGCGCUCAUGCCGGACCUGAGGAGGGCGUACAAGAACUGGGCGCCGACGCGGCUGCUCAGCGAGCUGAUAUACCAGUACUGGACCGACGCAGACCAGUCGUUCAACUGCCUGUCGGACCCGCGCUGCGUCCGUGCCGAGGACUACACGCCCGCCACGAACGCGAGCUACCGGCACGAUCUGGGCGCCGUGCCGCCGAGCCAGCUCGGCCAGCUGCCGUCGUGGCGCGUCAUCGGGGUGUCGUUCUGGGGCUCCAGGCCGUUUUCGUUCGACGGGGCCGGCCAGAACGCACAGUACCUUUGGGGCAAGGCGGAGGGCGAGGAGUGGGCGUGGCACACGCUCGGGGCGAAGUGGCAGAUUGUCCCGUACGAUUACCCCGGCCACUCGUACCUCCCCCUCAGCAUCGAGCAGCGGUGCCUCCAGGCGCCGGUCGUACCGUACACGGAGCGCAAGGACGCGGUCCUCAUCCUCGCAAAAGAGAGCCCGUACUUCUACCACAAGGACUACCUGACCUCGGCGUGGCCGCGCAUCGUCGCGGACCUCAACGACGCCGGGGUAGAGGUCUGGUCGACCGCCAAGAUCGUGAACGACAAACCCAUCCCCGCGGGGAUCAAGCAGCUCGGCCAGCUGAGUGCGGCAGAGUACGCGCGCACCGUGGGCUCCGUGAAGGCCAUGCUCGGCGUCGGCCUGCCUGAGAUCUCGCCGAGCCCCUUCGUCGCAAUGUGCAAGGCGACGCCCGUCGUCAUGCCGUACUGGGACACCCCGUCCGAGUCGGCCUGGGCGCCGUUUGCGUCCCGGUACGCGCAGCACGGGAUCGUGAGGGCGCUCGGGGAGCCAUAUGCGUACAGCUACGAUAUUCGGAACACGACCGAGCUCGUGGCGCGUGUGAUCGACGCCGUCGGGACCGAGAUCCAGCCGUUUGUUCCGCAAGACAUGACAAUGGCCGCGGUCCGCGAGCGCACCCGCGCGUUCCUCCGCACCGACUGGGAAGGGCUGUACGACGAUAUCGUGGCGAACAAUGGCGGGCGGCCCCCCGCACACGACGAUACCAUGAUGGAGCGGUGCUUCGCCUCGGGCAAGUGCCGCCCCGAGCUGCUGGCGCAGGGCGCUGUAGAGUAA